Ambispora leptoticha is the source of this 728-nucleotide messenger RNA. Lineage: Eukaryota; Fungi; Glomeromycota; Glomeromycetes; Archaeosporales; Ambisporaceae. The record is from the annotation of a GenBank genome assembly.
CAGCAACAAGCGGCGGAAAAUCUGUGGCAACAGGCAGAAAAUCUGUGGCAACAAGCAGAAAACAUUGAGAGAGAUGCAGAUUUAAAUAUGGAAUCGGAUGUCGAAUCUCGAAAUCAACAUAAACAAGAAACACAAAACUCCAAUAACCAGCAGCAGCAACCAGAAAACAUGGAAAACCAAGCAGCGGAACACCAGCGGCAACAGGCAACGGAACAUCGGUGGCAACAGGCAGCGGAAAAUCUGUGGCAACAAGUGGAAAACAUUGAGAGAGAUACAGAAAACCAGUGUCAAGCAAAAAAUGCCGACGGACAAUGGAAGCGACAAAAUUUUAUUGAGCAACAAGCAGAAGAAAUCAGUAAUUUAGGGAGUACUAGUACACACCUCAAUAACUCCCGUCAUACUUCGGUUACAAUUUCAAGCGAUGAAUAUAAUAGUGAUGAAUGCAAUGCAUUACACGACAUUACUAAUUUACCCACCGAUCACUGUGAAGUAUAUCAAGUUGCUCGCGAUCGAUAUACAAAAAACGCCAAAGCAAUGCGAGAAAAAAUGCUGCGCAAAAAUUCAAAACGAAAAAUAUCGUAUGAGAUCGGAGAAAAUAGUACUUUCCAAAUCUUCUUGGACUUGUUUAACUUCCCUGAAAUCCAAUCUCUGCAAAGUUUAUCAGAUUUUAGAAUUAUGCCUAAACGAGCCCUCGACCCCCAAGAAUCUCCCAGAUCGAAGAAAAUCAA